Molecule: messenger RNA, 1480 nt
Organism: Gymnogyps californianus (California condor)
Lineage: Eukaryota; Metazoa; Chordata; Aves; Accipitriformes; Cathartidae
Gene: PPP2R3C
Product: protein phosphatase 2 regulatory subunit B''gamma
Exons: 13
Coding region: 10-1362 (450 amino acids)
Biological process (GO): T cell homeostasis; cortical cytoskeleton organization; positive regulation of B cell differentiation
Cellular component (GO): centrosome; spindle
Source: RefSeq, a predicted model, not a curated record
GCGGGGGGCAUGGACUGGAAGCGGAGCCUGCGGGGCCGCCUGGCCGCCCGCCGCACCCCCAAAAAGAGCGAACAAGAGCUAAAAGAUGAAGAAAUGGAAUUGUUCACAAAAUAUUACAUGGAAUGGAAAGGAGGAAGAAAAAGUGGCAAUACGUCAUAUACAAACAUACCACGAUUUUACUACAGGCUGCCAGCUGAAGAUGAAGUCUUGCUUCAGAAGUUAAGAGAAGAAUCUAGAGCAGUCUUUCUGCAAAGAAAAAGUAGAGAGCUGUUGGAUAAUGAAGAGCUGCAGAAUCUGUGGUUUCUACUGGACAAACAUCAGACAUCACCAAUGGUUGGGGAAGAAGCAAUGAUCAACUAUGAGAACUUCUUGAAAGUUGGUGAAAAAGCUGGACCUAAAUGCAAGCAGUUCUUCACAGCUAAGAUCUUUGCUAAGUUACUUCAUAAUGAUCCUUCUGGGAGGAUAUCUAUCAUGCAGUUUUUCAAUUAUGUCAUGCGAAAAGUAUGGCUUCAUCAGACAAGAAUAGGUCUCAGCUUAUAUGACGUGGCAGGACAGGGCUACCUCAGAGAAUCAGAUUUAGAAAACUAUAUUUUGGAACUCAUCCCUACUUUGCCACAACUGGAUGGUUUAGAAAAAUCUUUUUAUUCCUUCUAUGUCUGCACAGCAGUUAGAAAGUUUUUCUUCUUUCUUGAUCCUCUCAGAACAGGGAAGAUAAAGAUACAGGAUAUUUUAGCUUGCAGCUUCCUGGAUGACUUACUGGAGUUAAGGGAUGAAGAACUUUCUAAAGAAAGUCAGGAAACAAAUUGGUUUUCUGCUCCUUCUGCAUUAAGAGUUUAUGGCCAGUACUUAAACCUUGAUAAAGAUCACAAUGGCAUGCUCAGCAAAGAAGAACUGUCCCGGUAUGGAACAGGGACUCUGACCAACAUAUUUUUGGAUCGUGUCUUUCAGGAAUGCUUAACUUACGAUGGUGAAAUGGACUAUAAAACCUACCUGGACUUUGUGCUUGCAUUAGAAAACAGAAAGGAGCCUGCAGCGCUGCAAUAUAUUUUCAAACUGCUUGAUAUAGAGAACAAAGGGUACCUGAAUGUCUUUUCCCUUAAUUAUUUCUUUAGGGCUAUUCAGGAACAAAUGAAAAUCCAUGGACAAGAACCAGUUUCUUUUCAGGAUGUCAAGGAUGAAAUCUUUGAUAUGGUGAAGCCUAAGGAUCCUUACAAAAUCUCCCUUCAAGACUUAAUCAAUAGCAGUCAAGGAGACACUGUUACCAGCAUUCUAAUUGAUCUCAAUGGGUUCUGGACAUAUGAGAACAGAGAGGUCCUUGUGGCAAGUGAUAAUGACAGCACUGCUGAUGUUGAUGAUACGUGACUGAACAGGAGCAGACAGUAUCCAUAGAGAUAUCUGAAUCUGAUGCACCAACUGGUGGAAGCUGGAAACAUUCAUUAUCUGAAUCAAUGCCUCUUCCAUUUUACUUCCCUUCCCCCCU